AAGUCUGUAGCCUAUACUCCCAGAAAUGUGAGUUUAGAUUUUAGGCUUUGAAGGUUGGUUAAUCCCCUCCAGUGGUUAAUACCAACAUAAAAUGUUCUCUGAUGUCAAACUUUUCCUCCCAAAUGCUUUCUUUUUUUUUUCCCCCCCUCCUUUUUUUUGCAUAUGUCAACUAUACAAAGCAGCGCUCAAUUUGAGAAAUUAGCAUUCAAACCCUCUGUAAGCACUUUAUUUUUGUCCGCUUUGUGAGCAGCUGAACACAUGUCCAGGCUGAAAUACGCUGAGCUGCUGCUUCCCGGCGCGCGUGCCAGCGCCGCCCGGCACGAGGAGCUCCCGGCCACGCAGGCGUGGGAGAAUCUGGAACUUUGUCCGGUGUCCUGAAGAGGCACUCCUGACCUCCAUCCCGGAAAAGCACAUCUGCAAAUCUCCUGCUCGACUGCAUCCCAGGGGAGAAGAUCCCAGUUAAGCCACACUGAAUCAUACCCAGCGAGACGAGCGCUCUGGUCGCUGUCAUCCCGAUCAAAAUCCGAGCCGCAUCCGAUGGCAUUCGGAAUGUCGCGGUGCGCGUUCCUUUUUCAGAGGAGCGGUGCUUAAAGCAGAGUGUGUUUUCUCUCUGCGUUAAGGAGUCGGAUUCAGCUGCUCAAAGGAAGUUGAUAAAUUGCUUUUCAUUAAGUGUCUGAGCGCCAAGGGGUUCGGUGUGUGUUCCAAGGAAAAAAUACAUUAAUUACAGCUUCUGUAGAGCAUUUAUCAAUCACGUAGUUAUAAACACUACUAAUGCAGUUAAUUGAAGGUGGAAGAAUUUACCUUUUUGAAUUUGUUGACUGUAGCAAUUCCGUGACUGGAAAGACAAAUUGGAAAUGAAAAUCAGGGGAUACUUUUAGCGGGAGCUGCUCAGUGGAGGUCAGGGCUGUUAGAGGUGGGUUACUGGGAGCUCGGUACUCCUGCUGGCAGGUUUGUGCUGUGUCUGCUGUUGAGGUGCAGGUUGCAGUAGCAGUGUUUGUUCUCCUCUCACCCACGCAGCCACGUUGUGUUUGCCAUGCAGAGGGAUGUCUCACUGCCUGUGGUACAGUUACAGCUGCCUCUGUGUCCUGCUCGUACAAUUUAUUGCUCUCUGUGUGUUGGCUUUUUUUUUUUAAAGAAAAAGGCAAGUGCAGAGGAGGAAAGAUGCACGAAAGCAGACAAAAAUGCUCUGCUCACCUGUAGUCGGUAGAACUUACCAUGAAAAAAGAAAUCUUUUGUGAAUGUAAACUUUGGGUAAAGGUGAUGUGCUGGCAGCUGCUGGAGGAGUCAGGUGAGAUAGUGCUGAAGUGUUUUAUCAGGUCUGCACACAAAAACCUGUGGUGCUUGUGGUGUGAAGAGGUUUUGAAGGCAUCUUGCACACUCGUAUUGCUUCCCUUGUGGCUGUUUUGAACUGCCAGCUGGGAGAUUGGCUGUUUUUCAUGCUUCUCAGGAAAGCCCUGAGAGUAGCAGAGACUUUUUACAGUAGCUGAUACUAAUGCAUUUCUUGUCCUUUCUUCUGUUGAGCUGUUACGAGGUGGCCUUUGAGUUUACUGGGAGAUUGAUAAGCACACUAGGUCUGUGUCAGGAUGAGCCAGCGGGACACCAGCGCCUCGUUAUGAAGGUUGACAGGAAAACACCACCCCAAGUGUCUGGUCCAGCUCUUUGGUAUUCACCUGAUGGCUUCUAUUUUCAGCUGUGUGCAGAGGAGUGAAUGCCCCAUGUUGUGUUAGUGCCUGUCUGCCAUGCUGGCCUGUCUGCCAGGACCAGGCGACCUCUCCUUUCAGCUUCUUUCUUACACGCAGAUGAACACUGGACUUCAGAAAUGGGACACUACACAGAAAAUGAGAUCUGCACAGUAUCCUACCCCAGCAGAAUUGGAUGCUUAUGCUAAGAAGGUCGCCAACAAUCCACUGACUAUAAAAAUUUUUCCAAACAGCGUCAAGGUUCCCCAGAGGAAACACAUACGCCGUACUGUGAACGGACUUGAUACUUCGGGCCAGAGGUACAGUCCCUACCCAUCUCAGGCCACCACGAAAACGGGCCUCCUGGCCAUAGUCAAAUCUCCAGCAAAAGGAAUUAUCAAAGACUUUGACGGGACACGCACGCGCCUGCUGCCGGAAGCGAUGAUGAACCCCCCUUCCACGCCCUACGUUGCACCAAGCACUUUAACCCACCCCCAGGCGCUUGCUCGCCAGCAGGCUCUCCAGCAUGCACAGACUUUGCCGCACCCCCAGGGCAUCCCGCAGCACCCUCAGGGUAUUCCACAGCCACAAAGCUUACCGCACCCUCAGGGGAUCCCGCAGGCGCUGCCGCACCCGCAGAACAUGCAGCAGCCGCAGGGCUUGCAGCACCCUCAGACCAUGGCACACCAGACUCUGCAGCACCCCCCGAAUCCUCUGCUGCAGCCGGGUUUACAUGGAAGCAGAAAGAUGCCGGAUGCAGAUGCGCCGCCGAAUGUGACCGUGUCUACCUCAACCAUUCCCCUCUCUAUGGCUGCCACCCUGCAGCAGAACCAGCCACCGGACCUGAGCAGCAUUGUGCACCAGAUUAACCAGUUCUGCCAGGCCAGAGCUGGCAUUAGCACUACCUCAGUGUGUGAGGGACAGAUUGCAAACCCCAGCCCUAUAAGUCGCAACCUGCUUAUCAAUGCAAGUACCAGGGUAUCUACUCACAAUGUCCCUACACCCAUGCCUUCCUGUGUAGUAAACCCUGUCGAUCAUGCUGCUGCUGCUAUUCCUCCUGCCUCUGUUAACGUGCCCAUGGUGAAUAUUAACAGGGUGCCGCCUGCCUACCAGAACGAAAUCAAAUCGGUUGCGUGGAACCAGCACCAGCUUGCACAUCUGCAGCAAAUGUGUGGGGAUGCUGCUGGGCCUGCUGGACUCGCAGGGAAGCACCCUCAGAGAGAGAUCGCAGGGCAGAGUUUUCCUGGCAAAACUUCCAACUACCCUCAAGAACUGUGCAUGGGCCAGUCCUUCAGCUUGAAACCCCCCAUCGAGAAGCCUACACCUUCUCCGCCUGUGAACGGGUUGCAGGGACCCUUGCCAUACACCAAUGGGCACUAUUUCCAGCCCAUCUGGAAUAACAUUCUGCCCACGCCCAACAGUGACAGCUCUGGGUCCCAGGACCUCGCCAUGCCUUUCCACGGGGGACAGCCAGCGGGAGCACCGCUGGAUUGUGCAGGAGGAACUCAUUACAGAGCUGGAGCUGGCCCAUCCAGCCAGAAUAAUGUGAUGCAGACCAUGGAUUACCUAAGCGGGGACUUCCAGCAGUCCUGCUUCCGAGACCAGAGCAUGGCCGUGCUGGGAAAAGUCCAUCGGCCUCCCAUGAACCGAGCACCUGAACCAACCGAUAGUCGAAAUCUUCAUAUUCAACACCCAGGGUAUAGAUAGGCUGCAGUCACUUUCACAGACAAAAAUUAUAGAUUUUAGUCUUAAUUUUAAUUAAUAAGCAAGGCGUUUUUAACUUGCAAACUUGUGUGAUCAUUAUAGUAACCAUUGGAAGAAGACAUACUGUAUAUUUAAGAGCUUUGCUUACAUGUUCUCUCUCUCUCCUUUAUGCAUCAAAUAUUUAACAUGCCUUUUGUGUCAAAGAAUUUCAUUACACUACUUCACGCCACAGCUGUUUCCUCACCGCAGAAUCCCCUUUGUGCAGCUUUUGCCUUCUGCUGAGCAGCUCCUCGCUGGACUGAGGUUGAGUUGCUGCAGGGUUUCGCAGUUGCAUCUGUUCACCAGCUCCAGUGAGAGCAAGGUAGUGUAGCUGCUUCCAUUUCCAUCUCAAUUUCCUCCAAGAUUAAGAGCAACAGAAUUUUGUCAGGGAGCAGGGCUUAUUUUCAACUCGAAAGCCCAUUUCAUUAAUGCAUUAAACGUUGACCAUUUGCACUGUCUAGAGGCCUGUGUAAUUGAAAAAGAGCCUACAUCUGAAAAGAGCCAGCUAGGGGUAUGUACUUAGGCAUAAUAUAGGAAGAAGCUUUCCAGCUGUUUCUUGCCCAUGUUUAUCAUUUAGACUUUGUCCAAAGUCAAAAGUCUCUGGCAGAUUUUUCUGACACUUUUGUUUUCUGGACAGGGUGUGGAGGAGGGGGAAUGAUGAGUUAAGGACACAGGCAGCAAGGCUGCCACAGGGAACUGCCUUUCUUUUGCAUCGUGUUUCCCCUCCCCACUCCCCUUCUCCAGUGUCAAAGCUAACCUUGUCUGAACCCCUCGCUGCUAGGAGUCUGGCUGUCCUGAUGUGAAGGGAGUCCAGACCCACUGACAACUCCAAAAAGGGUUCAGCCAUUUCUCUGGGAGCUGGAAUUAAUGUCAGGGUGAGGAGAUGCAGCUCCAUCCUGUCCCCAUGGCGGCAGCGGGAUGGGAGGUGGUUGAUUUUGAAGCAAAGCUCCUCUCACGAGCCACUCUGGGACCAACAGUCCCGUGUUCCUCUUCAUCCAAACACCCCAGCGGAUUCAAUGGAACAAUUCUCCUCUCUGGGAAUUAGCGAAGCUAUUUAUAACAUCCCUUUUUCCCAGGGUCUCGGUGCCUAACUCCUCCUGUUCCUUUCCCACGUCACUUCCAGCAGCUAGUCGAGUGACUGUAGGACACUAACUACUGGGUAACCUCAGCAUUGUGUUCUCCUCAGUGUACCAAAACAUCCCUUUCCUUUCUAACAGCCGAAUUUAUUGUAAGUAGAAAAUUCCUCAUCUCUGUUAACGAGACUAAUACUUGAACAUAAUGAUCACAGUCAAGUUUGGAAAUUAAAACAAAAAAAAAAAUUAAAAAAAAAAAGCAUUGAUUCUUUCUAUGUACACUGGCUAAAAAUAUUGCUCUACACUGUAACUUUUAAGUGUAAUAUUUCUGUAUGAAUGUCGCCUGGUAGUGUGGGUUUGAGUAGCAUUGUGUAUGGGUGAACCCACUGGCCUCUGCCAUCCACUGGCCUCCCUCACAACCCUUGGAAAAACAAAGCCUUAAGUAUUUGCUCCUUGAACUUUCCUUAACGAGCAUGGUUUAAAAAUCUUAAAAGACAUCAUACAAAAUUUAAAAAAAAAAAAAAAAUUUAAAAAAAAAUAACAAGUUUUGAAGUGACGUCAUAGUUGGCUAGAGAUUCUUAAAAGUUUUUCGUAAAUGGGAAAAUUAGAAAACAUUUAUUUGUAUUUUUUUAAUUUAGACGUGUAGUCCUGGGCUGUAACAAAUAUUUAGGUUUCAAAGCUUAGCAGAGUACGUUUCUGACUCCUUGCGUAAGUUAGUACACUUAUAUCAUGUCAUUAUUUAAAUUCUUUUAAGUGUACUAUAACCCGUUCUUUAGUGGUAACUCCUUAGCAAAGUUAAGCAAUUUGACUAAAGACGGAUUAAAUUAUGUGUUGGCUUGUGUUGCCUUAUAUUUAAAAAGGAAAAAUUGCCUGAUUGUGUUAUGCCAAAUGAUAGCAACAUGAAGUCCUAAUUUAUUGUUUAUAAUCGUAUUCCUGCAGUCUUUGUGAAAACUGGUAAAUAUACAUCUAUGAAAGAAAGAAAAUCCUGAGGCUUUUCAUGCAAUAUUUUUCUGAAUCCAUUCUGUUGGAGCCAGAGUUUGAGUCUGAAGCUGCUUCCCUUACAGUCACCCCUUCGUCUUCCCCGUCCCUUCCCCAAACCCAGCGAGGGCUGUGCUCUGACCUCACCCCUCCCUGCCCACUCAGUCCCUGUAAGGUGUUCUGCUACCUGAGUACGUACCUUUUUACUAAAUAAAACCUUGGCAUCUCCUCUGUUCUGUAGCCUGCUCCAAAUCUCAACCCAGACUGUUAUUAAAGGCUAAUUUUUAACUCCUGCUCUUCUCCCGAGAGCCUGAGCAGAGUCCUGUGCUGUGGUGGUGGUGGUUGCGGUGCCCGGGAAGUGUUUGUUGGUGUUGGCAGCACGUUGUGAGUUUUUGGGGACUGUUCUGCACGGGCAGUCACGGGUACAGCCACGACCUCCGAGGCUUUGCCCCGGUGCAGCAGGACCGGGAAGCAAAAAUCCUGCUGAGACUCAUCCAGGUGGGACAUUGCUUGAAAAAUAAGAAUCAUUUUACUAUUAAAAUAUACUGAAACCUUU
Pseudopipra pipra is the source of this 6029-nucleotide messenger RNA. It is a transcript of the gene FAM222B, whose product is annotated as family with sequence similarity 222 member B. NCBI's taxonomy places the organism in Eukaryota, Metazoa, Chordata, Aves, Passeriformes, Pipridae. The transcript is spliced from 3 exons. Bases 1740 to 3386 code for a protein of 548 amino acids. The record is from RefSeq and is a predicted model, not a curated record.